AAAAAUCAAUGGCCUGCUGAAGUGUUCUGACAUUAAAGCGUUGACAUUUUUAAUUAACCAAACGUAUUUAACGUUUCCGCCAUAAAAUCAAUAGAGGCAACACACACAUAUACACCCCCUAACUCGCAUCCUGUUUUCGUAGCUGGCUUUUGCGUAACCAGGCAAAACAACGUCGUAUAUCAGCCAGCAACCAAAAGAUUUUGUGGAUUUAAAUGCAAAAAUGUCAACGUCGCCAGCGUCAUCGUCGUCGUCAACACAUCCAUAUGGCCUGACAACGAAUGAUUUAGCCAGCAUGGGCGAAUAUCCAGGAUCGUAUGGCGGCGGCACAGCCGGCAUUGUGGCCAGCAGCACAUCUAUGACGAGCCCUGGCCAACAACUGGAGUCGACAGCCAGGCGGUUGGUGCAGCGGGAACGUGAAGAUGCUCUGGAGUAUUUCAUAAAGUUUCCGAAGCCAACGGGUGACAACGACUUUGUGCUUGUGAGUGGCAAUGAGGAGCAUAAUAAUGUACCCAUUGUCAUGCUAUUGGGCUGGGCGGGAUGUCAGGAUCGCUAUCUGAUGAAGUACUCAAAGAUCUACGAGGAGCGUGGACUUAUUACGGUGCGAUAUACGGCUCCAGUUGACACGCUCUUUUGGAAACGCAGCGAAAUGAUUCCCAUUGGCGAGAAGAUACUCAAGCUAAUACAGGACAUGAAUUUCGAUGCCCAUCCGCUGAUCUUUCACAUCUUCUCCAAUGGAGGAGCCUAUUUGUAUCAGCACAUUAAUCUCGCCGUCCGCAAGCACAAAUCCCCAUUGCAGGUGCGAGGCGUGAUCUUCGAUUCGGCUCCCGGAGAACGUCGCAUGCUCGGCUUAUAUCGGGCAAUUACAGCGAUUUAUGGCCGGGAGAAACGUUGCAAUUGUCUCACGGCAUUGGCCAUAACGCUAACGCUGAGUAUUAUGUGGUUUCUGGAGGAGACAUACGUUGCCUUUAAGAGUUUGUUUUGCAAGUCGACGCCGGUGCAUGCGAGUCCAUUUUGUGAACUGAAGAACGAGACGAACAAGUAUCCACAGUUGUUUCUGUACUCAAAGGGUGAUGUAGUUAUUCCUUACCGAGAUGUUGAGAAGUUUAUACGCUUGCGUCAAGAUCAGGGCAUUGAUGUGUCAUCCGUUUGCUUUGAGGAUGCGGAACAUGUGAAGAUCUAUACCAAGUACCCAAAUGAAUAUGUGCAGUGUGUGUGCAAUUUUAUCAGAAGCUGCAUGACCAUCCCUACUUAUCAUCAACAUCAGGUGCUUGCAGACAACGAGGAACAACAAGAACAACAGCCAGGAGCCGGCAACUUGAAAUAUGAUUAGAUAUUAAACUAAAUGGGUUAUCAUUUUUAAAACGCAUCAAACGCAUGUGAUAGGCAGCACAACUACUAUUAACUAAAAAAAAAAAAAAUACUACUUGCAACUACAACAUACCAUACUAUUUGAAAAAAUGCAGAAAUUUUAAACAUAAUUAUUAAAAACAAAAACAAAACAGAUUAUUAAAUGCUAGCGACCGCAUGGCGUCCGCUGCCGCUGCUUUAAUGUAGAUA
Messenger RNA from Drosophila sulfurigaster albostrigata, 1557 nucleotides. RefSeq names its product transmembrane protein 53. The transcript has 3 exons. The record is from RefSeq and is a predicted model, not a curated record. The coding region runs from base 221 to 1330 and encodes 369 amino acids. Lineage: Eukaryota; Metazoa; Arthropoda; Insecta; Diptera; Drosophilidae.